GAGAGCUAUUGUGGCAGGGGCAAAGGGUUAAAGGUUAAAGAUGAGCGUUGUUGACAUUACUCUCGCUUAAAUAGGGAGCUUGUUGGGGUGUUACUGGAACAGUCGGCUGUGAAUAGAGAGCAGCAAGCAGCUAUUUUUUAUGUGUGACUUUUGUCAGUUGUAACAGCUGUGAGUGCCAUAUUCGUCAGUAAAAGAGCCUCACAGUUACUUAGCGGGAAUUAGAGUCAUGGAGCAUGUACCAUUUAAACAUAAGAGGACAACUCUUGAGAGAGCAGAAAAAUUUAUAUCAGAGCAUUAUUUCACUGAUAUUAAUCUACGUAACAGAGUCUAUCCAGCUAAAGCCCCGCUAAAGGAAUUGAAACACUGUGCUGUUCAGGACCGAAUCCCAUACCGGGAUGUGUUAAAUGGAAAAUACUCAUUCAGCCCAUGUGCUGUUGGAGACAGCUUUGGACCUGUAUGGAGUACCCAUUGGUUUGCCCUGACCAUCAGCAUUCCUCCAGCCUGGAAGGGCAAGGAAGUCCAUUUGUUGUGGAACUCUUUAAGUGAAGCUCUUGUGUUUGUUCAGGGAGAGCCUAUGCAGGGUCUAAGUGGUGACAAUGGAAGGACAAGUUUCCCUCUGUGUUCCUGUGCCACAGAACUUGAGUUCACUAUUUACUUAGAGAUGGUUUGUAACACUCGGUUUGGAAUUGGCUGUGGGGCCACCCAGCGGGAAGAAGAUGCCAACAAACUGUACACGAUCUCCCAGGCAGAGAUUGGACUUUUUGACAGAGACAUUCAUGAGCUAAUACUUGACGUGGAAGUUUUGCAUGAUAUUGCGAAGGAACUUCCUGACACAAAUCAGAGAGGCUUCCAAGCUCUGUACACUGUCAACAACAUGAUCAAUACCAUAGACUUUGAGGACAGGAGUACUUUGGAAGUUGCCAAAGGUCUAGCUAAGAAGUUUUUCAGUCAGAAGAAUGGAGAUUCACAGCACACUCUGUAUGCCAUGGGCCAUGCUCACAUCGACACAGCAUGGCUGUGGCCAUACGCGGAGACCAUACGCAAAUGUGCACGCUCCUGGAGCUGUAGCCUGAGGCUGAUGGAGAAAUACCCUGACUUCAAGUUCAUGUGUUCCCAGGCUGUGCAGUAUGACUGGGUGAAAAUUAAUUACCCAAGUAUCUGGAAGACCAUCUGUAAAUUUGUUCAAACUAGACAGUUUGUACCUGUAGGUGGCACCUGGGUUGAGAUGGAUGGUAAUAUCCCCAGUGGGGAGUCUUGCAUUCGGCAGUUUCUGUAUGGUCAACAGUUCUUCAUGAAAGAGUUUGGUAUUAAGUGUAAAGAGUUUUGGCUUCCCGACACAUUUGGUUACUCAGCCCAGUUCCCUCAGAUCCUGCGUCACUGUGGUGUGGACAGAUUCCUCACACAGAAGCUGAGCUGGAGCAUAGUCAACAAGUUCCCUCACCACACCUUUUUUUGGGAGGGCAUUGAUGGCUCGAAAGUCUUAGCCCAUUUUCCACCAGGGGACAGCUAUGAAAUGGAUGGACGAGUGAGAGAGCUGCUGAAGUCUGUGCAGAAUUUCCAAGACAAGGGCCGAUCUAACCACAGUAUGUUUCUGUUUGGAUAUGGAGAUGGGGGCAAUGGACCCAGUGAGGAGAUGUUGGAGAGGCUGGAGCGCAUGAAGGACUGUGAUGGUUUGCCCAAAGUUGUCCACAGCACCUCUGAUGAAUUCUUCUCCGCUGUUGAGAGAGAGAAUUCAGGCAUGCUCUGUCGCUGGAGGGGAGAGCUUUAUUUAGAGCUGCAUAAUGGAACAUAUACCACCUGGGCACAGGUAAAAAAGUACAACAGGAAAUGUGAGGUGUGGCUGAGAGAUUUGGAACUGCUGGCCACGCUGGCAUGUCAGAGGAAUCCCAGCUAUCAGUACCCGUGGAUCCAGCUGGACCGGCUGUGGAAAUUGCUUCUGCUCAAUCAGUUUCAUGACGUUCUCCCUGGGACGUCCAUCACACUGGUUUACAAAGAUGCAAUUGCAUAUUACAAAGACAUUGAGCAGGUUGUCAACCGUGAGAUUCAUAGAGCUGCAAAUGCCUGCGUUUUGAACUCAGGAGGACCAUCGGGUGAAGGAGACAAGGAGACAUACGUGGUCAACACACAGCCAUUUCCCCGAAGAGAAAUCAUUGACCUGGAGCGGCGCUUUGAGAAGGAUGACGAAAUUCCCCCAGAGGUGGAGGAACAUAAUAUACCAAAUGACUUCAUUCAAAUUGAGGUGGAAGUCCCGCCCCUGUCUGUCACUCCACUCAGUGCCUGCGAGGUCAACAGGGUCAAGCCGAAAGUUGAAAUUAACCCUCCCUUGGAACCCGAGGAUGUCUAUCUUAAAAGAGAGGAAGUUGCUGAAUUUGGCGAGGUGUUUGUCAUGAGCAAUGGAAUCAUCAAAACAUACAUAGACUUCAGUGGUCGUAUCUUGUCAUUGAAGAGAUUUGACAAGGCCACCAACAGGUGGACAAAAGAAGCUGUAGAUCCUAAGUUCCCCAUGAACCAGUUUGUGCUCUAUGAUGAUGUUCCUCUCUACUGGGAUGCUUGGGACAUCAUGGACUACCACCUGGAGACAAGGAAGCCUUUGAACACUCUGGAGAUGAUGGCCAAUGACACCAACAAGCUGAGAGGGGUUGUUGAGAUUUUGCUGAAAAUCAAUGAAGAUAAUUACAUCAAGCAGGACCUCAUUUUGGAUGCUGGCAGCCCGUACUUGAGGGUGAAGGUCAAGGCCACGUGGAACAUGAACCGCAAGUGUCUCAAGGUCGAGUUCCCCACCACUGUGCACGCCACUGAAGCUUCCUACGACAUACAGAGUGGCUUCCUGCGCCGACCCAACCACUACAACACUUCUUGGGACUCUGCAAGAUAUGAGGUGUGUGGACAUAAGUGGGCGGACCUGUCAGAGCAUGGUUUUGGUGUCAGUGUUAUGAACGACUGCAAAUAUGGCUGGGCUGCAGUCGAUGGAGUUCUGCGUAUGUCCCUACUGCGAUCUCCGAAAAACCCGGAUCCGCAAGCUGACAUUGGAGUACAUCGAUUCUCAUAUGCCAUUAUGCCUCACUUUGGAAGUUUCCAAGAGGCCAGAACAAUCCAGCAUGCACUGGCCUUCAACAAUCCUCUGAGGACUGUUUUGGCCCCACCACAGGUCAGCACAAACCCUUCCCCAGGGGCUGCGGUUGUUGGUCAGGGCGAGUGGCUCCAUCUGGACUCAGACCAGGUCAUACUACAAGCAGUGAAAAUGGCUGAGGACUGCGGCAAAACCAUCAUUUUACGUGUCCACGAGGCGUUCGGUGGAUGUACACAAGUGAAGAUCACUACUGGGCUGCAACUGGCCAGUGUCCAGGCUUGUGACGGUCUGGAGGAAGUCCUCAAAGAAGAGAAUGUGCAGGAGGGUGUGUCCUGGGAGUGGAAGGAUAGCCAGGGAACAAUUUCCCUGAACUUAUCACCUUUCCAGAUUGUCUCUCUGAGGUGUCAGCUGUCAUAAGCUUGAGUUGGACUUUGGUGGAAACAUUCUUCACCAAUUGCAUUACGCAGUCUAUAGUCUACAUGGUUUACUUAAUCUUUAGUGUAAUGCAUCUUCAUCGGACAGAAAUGUUUACUAUGUUGUGAGGAUGGAUUAUGAAAAAAAAUGCGAUCUUUGGAAUUGAGACCUAUAAAAGUGUAUGUGUACACCAUAUCAAGAGUAUGUAAAUGAAGGGUUAUGGUUUUACUGUAUCAUCAUUCAAAACUGCUGCUGCUUUCAUGGUAAUGACUUGGUAUAUUUAAAUGCCAGUAUUGUAGACUUAUGUUGAAGAAAAGAAAAAUGAACAUGAAGCCUUGUUCUGAUGGUAGAGUGUAAAAUUAAAUCCUCGCGAGUUCUUCAGGAGUGUUCUUACCUCUUUCCGGACGUAUCGCCGAUAUAUCGGCGCGAGUCCACACCCCUUGCGGACGUAUAGCCAAAAUAUUGGCUGUGAUAGGGUGCCUCAGUAUUGUUUCGUUUUAACAUGAUCCGUCAUUUAUAAUUACUUUUUAUUGUUAUUUAAAACUUGGAAAGGGUUUAGGAAACAAAAACAUCUUGUUUCACUUCGUCAAAGCGUGGAUUGGAGAAAAAACGAGUGAAUUAGUUCUUGUGGUCUUGCAUCAAUAAAACGAUGUAACCGGACUCAGUAUAAAUAUCAUAACUCUAACAAAAAUUGGAAUUGCUUUAAAAAAAAAAAGCUGCGCAUUCAGAAAUGUAUGGAUUAUGCUCUUGUCCUGUUUCACAUGUUUGGUGAAUGUCAUUUUUCCGUCAAAAUUUAUUUUUCUUUUCACCAUCGUCAUUUCUAACUCUUGUAAUGCAUACUUAUGUUCAAAA
This is a messenger RNA of Aplysia californica (California sea hare), 4336 nucleotides long. Its product is annotated as alpha-mannosidase 2C1. Lineage: Eukaryota; Metazoa; Mollusca; Gastropoda; Aplysiida; Aplysiidae. Gene Ontology annotation, molecular function: carbohydrate binding; alpha-mannosidase activity. The record is from RefSeq and is a predicted model, not a curated record. The transcript has 30 exons. Gene Ontology annotation, biological process: oligosaccharide catabolic process; mannose metabolic process. Bases 227 to 3487 code for a protein of 1086 amino acids.